Peromyscus leucopus (white-footed mouse) is the source of this 1637-nucleotide messenger RNA. Its product is annotated as class I histocompatibility antigen, Non-RT1.A alpha-1 chain-like. Gene Ontology annotation, molecular function: signaling receptor binding; peptide antigen binding. Bases 208 to 1296 code for a protein of 362 amino acids. The transcript is spliced from 5 exons. Gene Ontology annotation, biological process: antigen processing and presentation of endogenous peptide antigen via MHC class I via ER pathway, TAP-independent; immune response; positive regulation of T cell mediated cytotoxicity. The record is from RefSeq and is a predicted model, not a curated record. Lineage: Eukaryota; Metazoa; Chordata; Mammalia; Rodentia; Cricetidae. Gene Ontology annotation, cellular component: external side of plasma membrane.
AGACACCAAGGAUGGGAACCACAGCGCCAUGUCCCAUCCUUCUGCUCCUUUCAGUCCUGGCUCUUACCCAGACCGAGACCCAGGCCAGUGCCGGUGAGUGCAGAGUCCACAGGGAAACUACCUCUACCGGGAGGAAGAAGGCAGCUCCUGGGAAGCCGCGUCUCCGCUCCCAGCACGGCUCCCUAGCUGGGCUGCCCUCUCCUCCCCAUGCCCCCCCCCCCCCGCUGCCAUCACGUGUCCCAGGUCCCGUGCCCCACUCCCCUCCAGGCCUGUGCACCUGCCCUCGGAUCCCCGGGGAAGGGUCGGGGGUCUCACAGCACGUCCCCCCCAGGCUCACACUCGCUACUCUAUUAUAUUACCACGACAUCUGGUCCCGGAGUCCGGGAGCCCCGAGUCAUCAUCGUCGGCUACGUGGAUGACACGGAGUUCAUGAGCUUUGACAGCGACACGGAGAGUUCGAGGACUGAGCCCCGAGGGUCAUGGGUAAAGCGAAUGGGUCAGAAGUUUUGGGAAGAGGAGAUAAACCUUGCCAAGAAUUUCGUACUGUGGGGCCGAGAAGACCUGCAGUUGGCAAUGAGCAUCUACAACCACAGUGAUGACGGUUCUCAUACCUUCCAGUGUUUUUUUGGCUGCGAAAUUGGGCCCGACGGGCGGCUCCUCCGAGGGUACCAUGAUCACGGUUAUGAUGGCAAAGACUACCUCACCCUGAACGAGGACAUGAGCUCCUGGACCGCGGGUGACACCUCGGCUCAGAUCGCUGCCCUCAAGUGGAAAGCUGAUGGUGUAGCAGAGUUCUUCAGAGCCUUUCUGGAGGGGAGAGGCAUAGAGACCCUCCUCAGACAUCUGGAGAUAGGGAAGGAGACACUGCAGCGAACAGAUCCCCCAAAGGCACAUGUAACCCAUCAUCUAAGACAUGAAGGAGAUGUCACCCUGAGGUGCUGGGCCCUGGGCUUCUAUCCAGCUGAGAUCACCCUGACCUGGCAACGUGAUGGGGAGGACCAGAUUCAGGACAUGGAGCUUGUGGAGACCAGACCUGCAGGGGAUGGAACCUUCCAGAAGUGGGCGUCUGUGGUAGUACCUUCUGGAGAGGAGCAGAGAUACACAUGCCUUGUGCAUCAUGAGGGGCUGCCUGAGCCCCUGACCCUGAGAUGGGAGCCAUCUCCUCCGCCCAAGAUUGGAAUGAAUAUUGGUGUGGUUCUCCUUGGAGUUGUAGUCACUGGAACUGUGACCGCCAUUGUGAUCAUGAGGAAAAGGUCCUCCGCUGUACACCAGGCUGGCUUUGAACUCACUGUGUAGCUGGGAUGGUUACUCUUCACUGUCAACUUGACUGGAUUUAGAAUCCCCUAGGAGAUACCAUUCUGGACAUGUCUAUGAGAGUGUUUUCAGGGAUGACUAAAUGAGAAGGGAGGACCCACUCUGAGUGGGAGUGGUGCUAUCCCUUGGGCUAGGGCCAAGUCUGAAUAAAAGGAAGAGCAGGAGAAAGCCAGCUGAGAAGAUCUCCAUCCUCUGCUUCCUGAUCCACUGACGAUUGAGGAGACCCAGACACAUGCUCCAGUGCCAUGAACUCCACAGUGCCUUAUGUUGAGAUGGACUGUCCCCUCCUAAAUCGUGAAUCAGAAUAAACCUUUUUAAAGUUG